CUUCCCAGUGCUCCGCGAGAAGAGGGCACGCGAAGCUCCUCCGCGCCAGGACCCCCGCCGAGCCGCCACCUCGCCCGGAGGACAGCCGCGGAGCCUCGCCUAGGCGGCAUCUGCGAGCGCCGCGCCUGGGCUCUGCCAGCUCCGGGGAGGCGCCGCCCGCAAGGACACCUCUCCGUCCCGCCUAGUCCUCAACUCCGGCCCCUGUCGAGCUCGACGCGAGCCAGGAGUCCCGACGUCCCUCCGUGCGCGGCGCAGCAGCCGGAGCUGUCCUCGCUGCCCCAGCGAGGAGCCAACUCCAUCUCGGACCUGCGACUCUUAACUCGGACUCUCAGCCGCCGCGCACCUCGGGAGUGCGCUCGCCGCCCCGCCGUCGUCCCGCUGUCCUCUCCCACCGCUCAGGACGGGGGUGCCAAGAUGCCCAGCUGCCGCACAAGGUCCCGGGCCGCCCCCGACGUGUGACCCCAGCCUGGUCCCCCUGCUCGGCCGGCCGCCCUCUCCUUGGAGACCCCCUGAUCGGCUCCUGGGGGAGGAGGAAGAAGACGAGGCCGAAGGGGGCAUGUCCGGCUCCAAGAGCGUGAGUCCCCCGGGCUACGCGGCGCAGACCGCCGCGGCACCGGCCCCCCGGGGGGGUCCCGAGCACCGCUCCGCAUGGGGCGAGGCGGAUUCCCGAGCCAACGGCUACCCCCACGCCCCCGGGGGCUCUGUCCGCGGGUCCACCAAGAAACCCGGAGGGGCGGCCACCCCGCAGCGGCAGCAGCGCCUCGCUGGCCGCUGGCGCGGGGACGACGACGACGACGCCCCGCUUAGAGGCGACGACCCCUUGGCCGGGGGCUUCGACUUCAGCUUCCGCUCCAAGUCCGCCUGGCAGGAGCGCGGCGGCGAGGACUGCGGUCGCGGCAGCCGGAGGCAGCGGCGGGGCGCGGCCGGCGGGGGCAGCACCCGGGCGCCCCCUGCGGGCGGCGGCGGCGGCGCGGCGGCCGCGGCGGGCGGGACGGAGGUGCGCCCCCGCUCGGUGGAGCUGGGCCUGGAGGAGCGACGGGGCAAGGGCCGCGCGGCCGACGAGUUGGAGGCCGGCGCCGUCGAGGACGGCGAGGGGUCCGGGGAUGGCGGUAGCUCGGCAGGCUCGAGCUCCGGGCCUGGCGCGGUGCUGUCGCUGGGCGCCUGCUGCCUGGCUUUGCUGCAGAUAUUCCGCUCCAAGAAGUUCCCAUCGGACAAGCUGGAGCGGUUGUACCAGCGCUACUUCUUCCGCCUGAACCAGAGCAGUCUCACCAUGCUGAUGGCCGUGCUAGUGCUCGUGUGCCUCGUUAUGCUGGCCUUCCACGCGGCGCGGCCCCCGCUCCAGCUGCCUUACCUGGGCGUGCUGGCCGCCGCCGUGGGUGUGAUCCUUGUCAUGGCCGUGCUCUGCAACCGCGCUGCCUUCCACCAGGACCACAUGGGCCUGGCCUGCUACGCGCUCAUCGCUGUGGUGCUGGUCGUCCAGGUCGUGGGUCUGCUGAUGCCGCAGCCGCGUAGCGCCUCGGAGGGCAUCUGGUGGACCGUGUUUUUCAUCUACACCAUAUACACGCUGCUGCCCGUCCGCAUGCGGGCUGCGGUGCUUAGCGGGGUGCUCCUGUCUGCGCUCCACCUGGCUAUCGCCCUGCGCACCAAUGCCCAGGACCAGUUCCUGCUCAAACAGCUUGUCUCCAAUGUCCUCAUUUUCUCCUGCACCAACAUCGUGGGCGUCUGCACCCAUUACCCGGCCGAGGUCUCCCAGAGACAGGCCUUCCAGGAGACCCGGGAGUGCAUCCAGGCACGGCUCCACUCGCAGCGGGAAAACCAGCAGCAGGAGCGGCUUCUGCUGUCGGUCCUUCCCCGCCACGUUGCCAUGGAGAUGAAAGCAGACAUCAAUGCCAAGCAGGAGGAUAUGAUGUUCCACAAGAUUUACAUUCAGAAGCAUGACAAUGUGAGCAUCCUGUUUGCUGACAUCGAGGGCUUCACCAGCCUGGCAUCCCAGUGCACCGCCCAGGAGCUAGUCAUGACCCUCAACGAGCUCUUCGCCCGCUUUGACAAGCUGGCUGCGGAGAAUCACUGUUUACGCAUUAAGAUCCUGGGGGACUGUUACUACUGCGUCUCGGGGCUGCCUGAGGCCAGGGCCGACCAUGCCCACUGCUGCGUGGAGAUGGGCAUGGACAUGAUUGAGGCCAUCUCGUUGGUCCGGGAGGUGACCGGAGUAAACGUGAACAUGCGUGUGGGAAUUCACAGUGGACGAGUACACUGCGGUGUCCUUGGUCUCAGGAAGUGGCAGUUCGACGUCUGGUCUAAUGACGUCACACUGGCCAACCACAUGGAGGCCGGGGGCAAGGCAGGGAGGAUCCAUAUCACCAAGGCCACACUCAACUACCUGAACGGUGACUACGAGGUGGAGCCGGGCUGUGGGGGCGAGCGCAACGCCUACCUCAAGGAGCACAGCAUCGAGACCUUCCUCAUCCUGCGCUGCACCCAGAAGCGGAAAGAAGAGAAGGCCAUGAUUGCCAAGAUGAACCGCCAGAGAACCAACUCCAUCGGGCACAACCCGCCACACUGGGGGGCCGAGCGCCCUUUCUACAACCACCUAGGUGGCAACCAGGUGUCCAAGGAGAUGAAGCGGAUGGGUUUCGAAGACCCCAAAGACAAGAAUGCGCAGGAGAGUGUGAACCCUGAGGAUGAAGUGGAUGAGUUCCUGGGCCGGGCCAUUGAUGCCCGGAGCAUCGACAGGCUGCGCUCUGAGCAUGUCCGCAAGUUCCUCCUGACCUUCAGGGAGCCUGACCUAGAGAAGAAGUACUCCAAGCAGGUGGACGACCGCUUCGGUGCCUAUGUGGCGUGCGCGUCACUUGUCUUCCUCUUCAUCUGCUCCGUCCAGAUCACCAUCGUGCCCCACUCCGUGUUCAUGCUGAGUUUCUACCUGACCUGUUUCCUGCUGCUGGCCUUGGUGGUGUUUGUGUCCGUGAUCUACUCCUGUGUGAAGCUCUUCCCCAGCCCACUGCAGACGCUCUCUAGGAAGAUUGUGCGGUCCAAGAUGAACAGCACUCUGGUCGGGGUAUUCACCAUCACCUUGGUGUUCCUGUCAUCUUUUGUCAACAUGUUCACCUGCAAUGCCAAGGACCUGACGGGCUGCCUGGCGGAGGAGCACAAUAUCAGCGUGAGCCAGGUCAACGCAUGCCACGUGGCAGAGUCAGCCUUCAACUACAGCCUGGGCGAUGAGCGAGGCUUCUGCGGCAGCCUCUGGCCCAACUGCCACUUCCCUGAGUAUUUCACUUACAGCGUGCUGCUCAGCCUGCUGGCCUGCUCCGUGUUCCUGCAGAUCAGCUGCAUCGGGAAACUGGUGCUCAUGCUUGCCAUCGAGCUCAUCUAUGUGCUGGUCAUUGAGGUGCCUGGGGUCACACUCUUUGACAAUGCGGACCUGCUGGUCACUGCAAAUGCCAUAGACUUCAGCAACAACGGGACCUCCCAGUGCCCUGAGCAUGCAACCAAGGUGGCGUUGAAGGUGGUGACACCCAUCAUCAUCUCCGUCUUUGUGCUGGCCCUGUACCUGCACGCCCAGCAGGUGGAGUCCACUGCUCGUCUCGACUUCCUCUGGAAACUGCAGGCCACGGAGGAGAAGGAGGAGAUGGAGGAGUUGCAGGCCUACAAUCGGCGGCUGCUGCACAACAUCCUGCCCAAGGAUGUGGCUGCCCACUUCCUGGCCCGUGAGCGGCGCAACGACGAGCUCUACUACCAGUCCUGCGAGUGCGUGGCCGUCAUGUUCGCCUCCAUUGCCAACUUCUCUGAGUUCUACGUGGAACUGGAGGCCAACAAUGAGGGUGUUGAGUGCCUGCGGCUGCUCAACGAGAUCAUCGCUGACUUUGAUGAGAUCAUCAGUGAGGAUCGCUUCAAGCAGCUGGAGAAAAUCAAGACCAUCGGCAGCACCUACAUGGCCGCCUCAGGCCUCAACGACUCCACCUACGACAAGGCGGGCAAGACCCACAUCAAAGCCCUGGCGGACUUUGCCAUGAAGCUGAUGGACCAGAUGAAGUACAUCAACGAGCACUCCUUCAACAACUUCCAGAUGAAGAUUGGGCUCAACAUUGGCCCUGUGGUGGCCGGGGUGAUUGGAGCUCGAAAGCCUCAGUAUGACAUCUGGGGCAAUACGGUGAACGUAGCCAGCCGCAUGGACAGCACUGGUGUGCCUGACCGCAUCCAGGUCACCACGGACAUGUACCAGGUGCUGGCUGCCAACACGUACCAGCUGGAGUGCCGGGGUGUGGUCAAGGUGAAGGGCAAGGGCGAGAUGAUGACCUACUUCCUCAAUGGAGGCCCCCCACUCAGUUAGCAACCGCCAGUGGUGGUGCCGCAGCCCGGCCUCCGCAGGAAGGGAAACGGCUUCUUUGGCUCCACACUGCAGGCAAGGAACCUGCACUCGGCCGCACCCCCGUGCUGAGAUUUCCACCUGAGACUCAGAAGCGGCCUCUGCCUUUGCUGGUGGGCACGGCCUCUGGCCCAAGCCCUGGUGCCAGCGUCCUGCGAGCACCAAGCUGACCAAAGAUGUUUCCUCUGCAGAAGACUCUGCUGGACUCGGCUGAAAAUUGUUUUCUGGCAGGUGCUGCCACUGUAGUGGAGGGGCGCUGCUGGAGCCCAACACAUGGCAGCAGGCGCAAGGAGGUCACAGCUUGGAUGGGGGGGCAGGCCGGACACUGGCCUGAGUAGCAGACUACUCCCGACAGAGGCUGUGCCCCGGGCCCUGGUGGUGCUCAGGGCAGAGUGCUGGCUGUGGAGGGGCCAGGCCUUCACACAGACACAGAGUGCCCUGUGAGGGAAACGGGGCUGAUUGUGAGGGGGAGGCAGGCGGAUGCUAAGCAAGAAGUGUGGGCUCUAAAGAAAAGAAAAUAUUUAUUAAAUAAAACACGUUUUUUGUGCCCUUCUUUAGACUAUGCUAGUUGUAUUCGUGUAAGAGACACAAGCAAACCAGGAUGGCACAGGGGAGGGAGGGCAGGGGUCCUGACUUGUCUUUUUUGUAUUUUUUAUUUUGUAUUAUUGAAAGCCUUGGACACCUAACAAAUACACCAAAUUCUAUAUUUUGUAAAUCCUCUAUAUUAGAAAAUGGCUGUGCACUGCGGGGUGUGUGUGCGCAUUUGUACUGUACGUCUGUCGGUGUGUGCACUGGUGUACAUACGCGUGUGUUCAUGCUGCAACCCUGCUCUCCCGCAGGCUCUGUUUCCCUCCCUUCAGACUUGGCAGACUUUGGCUUUCCCAGAUACAACCAGAGCAGGGGUGGGUCCCCUGGGGUCCCACACAUUCAGAUGAAGCAGGAGGAUGAUACCGAGACACAUCACCCCAUCUUUAACACCCACACCCACACCCAUCCCACUUGGCCUAAGUGAAAUGCAGACAGAAGAGGAGGAAGACAGAAAGCUGCUCUUCCACCCCAAGCUGUGUUGGAAGCAGGGAAUACAGCCACAUCCCGAGUGGGCAGCAUGGCUUGUUUUGUCUGGCUUUUGUUUUAGUGCAGAGAGGGCACAAAUACUGAGGAAAGCAAACCCAUGUUUAGCACUUCUAUACGGGUGGCAGUGGGAAAACAAUGCGCUAUCACAGAGAUGCAUUUAUGUGGCAUCCAUAGCGCCUGUGCCCAGAUCCCUUCACUGUUUCUCAGGACAGAACCUCUCUCUCCUCCCGCAAGUUUGGAGGAGGCGGCGGCAGCCCCAUGCUGGUUGCUGAAAUGUGACUGUGAUGUCUACCUGCAUCUCCUCACCUUGGAACCCAGCUCUAAGAAGCAAAACUGUGGACCCCAAACUGCCAAGCCUGAGUCUGUCCCAUGCUUCUGCGGCUCCACCUUUGAGUUCUGCCUUGGCCUCUGGCCUCUGAAGGGGCCAGCUUUGUGUUCUUGGAGUCCCUGCCUCCAUCCAGCCCCCUAGUGGUGAUGGUGGUGGUGGUUUCGCUUCCAACCUGAGUAGUGUGUGAGUGCUGCAUCCAUCCUGUGCCCUCGUGGGUCAUGGCCUCGUGGGUCAUGGCCUCGUGGGCCCUCCCCACCCCAGCAAUGACUGGUGACAGCGUGCAGUGCUAGCUCUGCGUUCCAAGGGUGUGCACUCUUUUUACUCCGGCUCUUGCAAAAAUGGAUACAAUUAUGAUUUCCCAUGGAAAUUGAAAAAUCUAUUUAAGUAAUUUAACUAUUAAACACUUUCACUGGUAA
Messenger RNA from Cavia porcellus (domestic guinea pig), 6181 nucleotides. It is a transcript of the gene Adcy5, whose product is annotated as adenylate cyclase 5. Gene Ontology annotation, molecular function: adenylate cyclase activity. The transcript is spliced from 21 exons. The record is from RefSeq and is a predicted model, not a curated record. Gene Ontology annotation, cellular component: plasma membrane. Gene Ontology annotation, biological process: cAMP biosynthetic process; adenylate cyclase-activating G protein-coupled receptor signaling pathway; intracellular signal transduction. Bases 557 to 4327 code for a protein of 1256 amino acids. NCBI's taxonomy places the organism in Eukaryota, Metazoa, Chordata, Mammalia, Rodentia, Caviidae.